GUACUAAUAUAUAAGAUGCCGAAUAGUAGCAGAGCUCAGCACACAAAUUACAAAAAUGCCGCCAGCGAAGCAGCUCCGGGAUCUCUUCACGGCAAUACUGCUUGUUUUUAUUAUUGCAGCGGCGGCGAACUUGCCGGUUAUAGUACUUUCCGGCGCCGGUGAUGUCCGCAGAUCGGAUUUUCCUGAUACUUUCGUUUUCGGUGCCGGUUCUUCUGCCUAUCAAGUUGAAGGAGCAGCAUUUGAAGAUGGAAGAAUGCCUAGCAUUUGGGACACCUUUGCUCAUGCUGGUAUUUAUGGAGGAGCCAACGCGGAUGUAUCUUGUGACGUAUACCAUAAAUACAAGGAAGAUGUAAAACUCAUGGCUCAUAUGGGUUUGGAAGGGUACAGAUUUUCUAUUUCGUGGUCGAGGCUUAUUCCAAAUGGAAGAGGUUCGAUUAAUCCUAAAGGGUUACAGUAUUACAACAAUCUCAUCAAUGAGCUCCUCCGUCAUGGAAUUCAACCACAUAUUACGUUAUGUCACAGUGAUAUACCACAAACGCUUCAAGAUGAAUAUGGUGGAUGGAUGAGUCGAAAGAUAAUCGAUGAUUUCACUGCUUACGCGGAUGUGUGCUUCAAGGAAUUCGGUGACAGGGUUUCGUAUUGGACUACGUUAAAUGAAGUCAAUGUGUUCACUAUAGGUGGUUAUGAUAAUGGGAUCACACCCCCGAAUCAUUGUUCCCCACCUUUCGGAGCUAAAUCCUGUUCCAUAGGUAACUCUUCAACCGAGCCAUACAUAGUAGCUCAUAAUAUACUGCUUGCUCAUUCAGCCGCGGUGAGACUAUACCGGAGAAAAUACAAGGUAGCACCUUCUGAACUAACUACUAUUAUACUAAAGCCCCAAACUUUUGCUGAUAGUGUGAGUGUGUCGCUGCAGUCAACUCAACAUGGUUUUGUGGGAUUGAAUCUCUUUGCAUAUCGACCACUUCCUUGUACAAAUGAAACAGCUGAUAUAAAUGCAGUACAACGAGUUUAUGAUUUCUACGUAGGCUGGUUUGCCAAUCCCUUAAUAUUUGGCGAUUAUCCUGAUGUUAUGAAGAGGAAUGUUGGGUCUAGAUUGCCCGAAUUCACACGAGAAGAGUCUAUGCAAGUUAAAGGCGCUAUAGACUUCAUAGCCCUGAAUCAUUAUCAAACAAUACAUGUCAAAGAUAGCUCCAGCAGCCUUGAGAGUAAAAUCAGGGACUACACCAUUGACGGAGCAUUCGAACUUAUAUACACCGAAGAAGAUUCUCCACCAGAUCAGUUUGAGUAUCCAGUGACACAACCAGGACUAGGAGACAUAUUAGAAUAUCUCAAGCAGGCUUAUGGCAAUAUUCCAAUAUAUAUUCACGAAAAUGGUCAAAUGACAAGACGAAAUGCUACGUUAAAUGAUACAAGAAGGGUGGAAUAUCUGCAAGCUUACAUUGGGAAUGUGCUUGAUGCUAUGAGGAAUGGAUCAAACGUGAAAGGCUAUUUCGUGUGGUCGUUCCUAGACUGUUUUGAGUUACUGGAUGCAUAUGGUUCAGGAUUUGGCUUAUACUAUGUGGAUUUGGAUGACAAAGAGUUAACAAGAUAUCCAAAGCUUUCUUCACAUUGGUACACUAAUUUCUUGAAGGGGAAAGCCUCCAAACAUAGUGAAAUUCUUCAUUCUUCACAAUAAGUAUUUUGUGGUUUCAUUUGUAUCUUCACAAUAAUGAUGUAUUAUUUCUAAGUUGAGCGGACUCUUCACUUUCGAUGCUGCACUCGUGUCGGAUUCUCCAAAAAAAAUCCGACACGCGUUCGCUGCCAUUUUUGAAGAGUCCGAGCAACAUAGAUUAUUUCAAAUGUUAGUUGUUUUUUAUGCUAAUUCUUGCAAAGAGUAAUAAGGAUUAAUGCUAAUAGUGAAGUGAUUGACAUUUGGAGUAUCUUA
Messenger RNA from Solanum stenotomum, 1924 nucleotides. RefSeq names its product beta-glucosidase 11-like. The coding region runs from base 56 to 1675 and encodes 539 amino acids. The record is from RefSeq and is a predicted model, not a curated record. Gene Ontology annotation, molecular function: beta-glucosidase activity. The transcript is spliced from 12 exons. Lineage: Eukaryota; Viridiplantae; Streptophyta; Magnoliopsida; Solanales; Solanaceae. Gene Ontology annotation, biological process: carbohydrate metabolic process.